AUGGGUGAAUGCGCUGAUGAUAUCUCGAAGACACUACAAAUUGACGAGGACAAAGCUUCGUACGAAGAAGUCAAGUCAGCACUCGAGAAUCACUUUUCUGACAGAAGAAACGUACUUGUUGAGUGGGCUCGCUUCAACCGGAGGGUUCAACGACCUGGGGAGCCAGUGGAUACAUUCAUCCAGGAUCUCUACAAAAUUGCAGCAGAUUGUGAGUAUGGAACAUUAAAUAACGAAUUGAUUAGAGAUAUAAUUAUUGUAGGGGUUGUAGACGAUUCACUCUCAGACCGCCUACAGUCUAAGCCAAAACUGACUUUACAAGAAGCAGUGCAGAUUGCCCGUCAAGCACAGGAACGAAAACAUAACAGCGAUGUAGUGAGAGGGGAUGCCACAAAGUCUAGUGAUGUUUAUUAUGUCCGCAAUGGGGCCCAAACCUAG
Paramuricea clavata is the source of this 435-nucleotide messenger RNA. Lineage: Eukaryota; Metazoa; Cnidaria; Anthozoa; Malacalcyonacea; Plexauridae. The record is from the annotation of a GenBank genome assembly.